Messenger RNA from Hymenoscyphus albidus, 1233 nucleotides. The record is from the annotation of a GenBank genome assembly. NCBI's taxonomy places the organism in Eukaryota, Fungi, Ascomycota, Leotiomycetes, Helotiales, Helotiaceae.
AUGCCAAAAGAGCUACCCCCUUGGUUCGUACAGUAUAUUCAGGAUCAACAAAACCAAUUAAAAAAUGUUCAAGAGAAAGAACGUCUACGGAUUACGAACGAGCAGAAAAAGGCUGAGGAAGCUCGUUCACGGAUGGUGCGCAACGAUAAUAAACCUGGGAAAUCUCUUCCGCCGCUACUGGAAUACUACGGGGACUCAGACAAGCUUGAAGCUUGGUUGCAACAGGCACGGGCGAAGAUAGAGGUCGACUUCUACGGAUGCACGGAAUAUGUUAAAUUCUGGGCACUUAACGGAUCGUUACGGGGCAAAGCGCUCCGCAGGAUGGAAGCAUGGGUACGAGAACAAGCCAAGCCAGAACUUGCCAACGGCAACCACUUUCUAGACCGUGUGGAGUUCGUGUUCAGGGACCCGCAGGCGAAGGAACGAGCGCAACGGAAGAUGGAAGGCCUCCGCCAGGGCACAAGGCCAUUUUUAGAGGCCUUUAUAGAAUGGCAGGCCUUGCUGAUGGAAUCUGGAGGGGGAUCAUGGCCGGACGAUGCAAAAAAGGUGUCUCUCGACCGAAUUCUAAGCGACGAGCUGGUUAAGAUGAUGAUUACUGUCCCUUCCCAACCUGACUUUGAGUCUUACUGCUCUAUUAUCAAGGAAACAGACGACCGCUUAAGAGCUUAUAAAGCUCGAACACCCCGGGCCAAGAAUCACGCAAACUCAGGAACUCCACAGACCUACUGGAAACAACAUGCGGGUACUGGACAAGCGGGAACGAACAACGAAGUCAGUAACGGACCGAAAGUCACCCGUAGAGCGUCUGUGGAGUACAUGGAUUGGGAACCAGCACCUGCAAAAGUCUUGACAGCGAGUACUAAGCGUGCCAAAUGGGUGUCCCAGGAAGAACGAGGCAAUCGCUUUCGUACUGGCCGUUGUGUCCGCUGCGGAGCUACAGGUCACUUUGCUCAAGAAUGCCCUUACGGACCACCAAGACGGCCUGUAGCAGCAAAUACGGCCCGUAAACAGAAGGCAGAGUUCAAGGAAGUAGCUCCGGAAUUAGAAGAAGAAGAUGAGCUUUCCUCGGUCUCGGAAAACUAGCGGCUCCUGUCAGAAAGCGCAGACAGGAGCGGCGAAGAGAGUUGUUAGCAAUGGACACUUGGAGACAGUUUGAGCAGGAAUACAUGGAUGAAAAACCCCUUCUUGUAUCGGCUUUGGUGAAUGGAGUAGCUACUUCACAAGCCCUAGUAG